Molecule: messenger RNA, 3642 nt
Organism: Neolamprologus brichardi
Lineage: Eukaryota; Metazoa; Chordata; Actinopteri; Cichliformes; Cichlidae
Gene: vopp1b
Product: VOPP1 WW domain binding protein b
Cellular component (GO): cytoplasmic vesicle membrane
Source: RefSeq, a predicted model, not a curated record
CAUCACAGGCUAAUGCAGCUUCCCAUCAUGCCAUUUAAUCUCCGUUUUUGGUCUUUUUGACCGUCGCCCGGUUUGCCUUCAUCUGUCCUGUCAAACCGACCGGAUCUGCUGUCUGUGUCCGCCAGCGGGAUGAAACCGACAUAGUGAUAACGGAGCAUCCCCCCCGCGUCCUCCUGUCCACGAGCGGAGCUUCGCUCCCACUCUCCUACCGACGGAGAUAUGAGACAUCCACUGCUCGAUGCAGCCCUGACAUUGUGGCUAUUUGUAGAGUGUGUAGAGGCGAAAAAGUACUGCUGGUAUUUCGAAGGUGGAUACCCUAUCUACUUCAUAUGCCGUUCCUACGAGGACUGCUGUGGGACUCGCUGCUGUGUGAGAGCCCUGUCCAUCCAAAGACUAUGGUACUUCUGGGUGCUGCUGAUGAUGGGGGUGUUGUUCUGCUGUGGUGCAGGCUUCUUCAUUCGCAGAAGGAUGUACCCGUCUCCUUUGAGAGACGAGCCAGCCUUCAAUGUCUCCUUCACUAGGCACCCUGUUACCACACCAGUUUCCCAGCAGCCAGGGAGCAUGCAGGGCUUCGGGGUGAAUGGAUUGGCAGGAGGCGACCCAGGGGUUACCAUGACACACCCGCCGUACCCGCCACAGCCUGGCUCCACCCACAUGAUGAUGGGUUCCUAUCCGCCACCUCCGUCGUACUGCAACCAUCCUCCACCGUCCUACGAACAAAUAUUUAAAAACAGCGACAAGAAGUGACGUCUGCAAGGACUCGAGGAUGAAACGAAAUAAGGGAAUGUGGCACUGAGGCUGAAUCAUCAGGAUGUUUAGACACACAGGGACACGUGGACAGCGUUUUUUUUGAUGUAAAAACUGGAAGACACACACUCUCCUCCCAUGUGGAAAAGACUGAAAAAGCACAGUAACCAGUCACUCAUUCACCAUUUCCUUUCUAGCUCACACUACACACAAACACAUUCAUCUGAGGCCUCCUUUUUCUGAAUCCACAUGUAUGUACCAGCUUUCUGAACUGACGAUAAGUGAGGAUGGACGGAGUAAGUCAGAGAUUCAGUAUCUCGCUCAGAAAAAGAAACUGCCAUGUGCAUUCAACAUUUUGAUUUUUAAAGGUUCUUCUUCUAUUAGGAAAACUGAAAAUACUGACAGCGAGCUCCAUAAUUAUAAAAAGGUCAGUUAGAAAAUGCCCUCUGUAGCCAGCAUUUUAGUGCAACAGCUCUUUACAUAACGAUGAGAUCACGAUCCAUUUUAUCUUACAGAUGUUUUUCCCAGUCGUGUAAAGACAUAACGAGCAGGCAGUGGCUCAUUUUCCUGAAAGCAGUGACAGUUUCGCCUCAACACAAUUUAUGUUGUCACUCUUUUCAUCAGCGUCAGACAAACGAGAGGGCGUGUCACUUCUCUGAGUUUCACUGAGAUGAGCUCUUUGGGUAAAUGUGUGCCUGAGAGGCAGCACAUGUGUAAGAACAGGAUCACCUACUGUUGUUUUGGGAGCAGUGUUUGUGUACUCAUUCAAAAAAAGUCAUGCAUCACAUCAUUUGUCUACUCGCUACAUUAAUUUUGCAUUACUCACCAACAUGGCCUGUAGUUUGUCAAAGUCAAAAGUCAAGCUUGGUUGGGAUCAGUAUGCGUUCAGUUUUACAUCAUUCUGGGUUCUGUUGUUUUGAUUACAUUUACUGGCCUUUCUUUGUCAGGUAAUUAAAACAGUUACAUCACAGUUUAAAGUAAAAGAUGGUCCUGUGUGUGUCUGUGGGACAGCAGUGAUGUCUUUUCCAUCAUCGUAAAAUUCAGUCUAGCCUGAUCAGGUUGUCAGACAACACAAAGGCAGAUUUAACAGUGAAAACAGAAAAGCUUAUUCAGAAGACACAGCAGCACACCAGAACACUAACACAACCACUGCAACAACAUAUGCCAGUUCAGAACUGCUGAAUGCGGGAUGUGGAUGGUAGCAUUUUCCAUGGCAGCGUCGGAGAUGCAGCAGCGAUGCUCUUCUAUCCUCUGUCAGACCUGCUGAGUCACUGUGAGUGCAGAGCACAGGGCACAUCUAGGAAACCAUCACUUGCAUUCAUCGUAUUUGAGGAUGUUAAUGGUCCAUAUACUCUGCAAAUGUGACCUUCCUCUAUUUAACAAGCUUUUUGCUGCCAUGCUCAUUUUCCCAUAACAUUGCUGCACAUUUUUGUUAAAACCCCUAAAAUUAGAGCUGCAGAUUUAUAAAAUACUUGGACCUAAAUUAUUAUUUAGCAAUUCUUGAUUAUUUAUGCGCAGUAAAAUUUGAUUUGAUGCUUGUUCAAAUGAUUUAUUCUUGCACAACCUCUGGUAUCUGAUGAUGAAGAUAAAGGGAAUUAUGUAUUAUUGAUGCUGUGGUUUUAAUUCUUUUACUGGCUCAGUGUGUUUGCAUGAGAGUGGUGGGCAGAUCUCAGGCUGUCUGAGUGUUAAAUAGUUAAAUGCUGCCAAAUUUCCAUCAGUCCUACAUGUCGAAGCAUGCAUGCCCUGCUCGUGUUAUAUUUUUUUAAUCAGGCAGGGGAUCUGGACACUGUUUUAUCUGGUUAUUUCACACUGAGUGAUGUUCCUUUAAAGGGUGUAUGUGACAGUAAGUGCACGCUAAAAUGGGACGUUAGCAGUAUUGGGGCACAGUGUACAGGAACCAUGCAACAUUAUUGCUGUAGAAUGCAUCGAGCUAAAACCACGAUGGUCAGUAAACCUCAGAGCCAGCAGCAGCACAGGGCAGCUGAUCACAAUCUGCACACACAGAACAUAAAACAAGUGAUGCUCUAAGUAGUGUUUUGAACACUGCGACAUGCUCAUUAGUUCACAUGAACCUGUCUGUGAGCAUUAUAUGGUUUGCCCAUCAGUGCCAGCACUGAGCAGGGCACCACGAUUUGAUCUACAAUAUUAUCCAAAGUCAUGUUCAGUGUAACACACAGUGUCACAGCACUAAUUCAUGAUUUGUGAUGACAUCAAAGACAUAUUGUACAUUUACAAGGAUGAGAACGUUUCCUUAUUGCCUUUUGUCAAACCAUUCACUGUUCGGUAUGCUAAUGAUAUUCCAGACUCACUGUAUACAUAUUCUGACACAUACUCUGAGUAAUUAUGGCUGAAUAUAACGAAAAUUUGGAAAAGGUGAUUUUUUUCUCUCCCCUUUUUGGUAUUGUAGGUACUCUCAGCAGAGUGUGUACUGAGGCUGCAGCUCAUUCACUGCUGAAGAAGCAGGAAACCCACAAGCACAGCAAAAACUGCAGUAAUCUACUUUAGGUUGUUUCAGGCAGCGACACACAUUUGAUUUGAUGGGCCCCAAACAGUUUUGUGUAUUUUCUCCCAGGAUCAAACUUUUGCUUGACAGGCAGAUGUGUAAACCACUUUACUAUGGAGCCACUAUAACUGGUUAUAGUGGAACCAGAAUUCUGAAAAAAGUCAGAAUUCUGUCCUCAAACUCACUAUUCGGACUUCUGAGUUUCAACUCAGUAUUCGGACUUCUGAGUUUCAACUCAGUAUUCGGACUUCUGAGUUUCAACUCAGUAUUCGGACUUCUGAGUUGAAACUCAGUAUUCGGAAUUCUGAGUUGAAACUCAGUAUUCGGAAUUCUGAGUUGAAACUCAGUAUUCGGAAUUCUGAGUUUCAACUCAGUAUUCGGAAUUCUGAGUU